CCACAAUGCGGACUGCAAAGUCUUAGUCCAAGUCAUUCAUAUAAUGGAUGUAACUUUUUUGCUUUUGGAAAAAGGACAAGAUAUCUGAGAAAGUUGUAUAUGUAGUAGGUAUAUAUAGGAUGGUUGUAUUGUUAUUUCAACUCAAAACCUAUUGUGCUUGGAAUUAUAAAUCAGAGUUGAGCAAAACCUUUGUCAGUCUUAUUGUUAUAGAAAAUCAGGAAAAUAAAAAUUAAUGGAGUUGGGACGUUAUUGGUGGUGGCUGGUGGUGUUACUUUUGGUUCAUUUAGGUAUAAAUGGGUGCUUUGGUUGUUGGGAGCAAGAGAGAAUUUCACUCUUGCAAUACAAAGUUUCUGUCAACUACACUGAUGAUUAUCAUGUUACACCUUGGGACUCAGCCAACAAAGAGAGUGAUUGUUGUGAGUGGGAAGGUGUCAAGUGCAACAUCACUACUGGCCGUGUAAUCCAACUUGCUCUUAAUAGCACGAUUUCCUAUUGGAGUGGAGAAAGUGGGGGAGGUUCGUACUUUAAUGCCUCUCUGUUUCUUUCCUUUGAAGAGCUCCAGUACCUCGAUUUGAGUGAAAAUUGGAUUUGUGGAUGGGUCCCAAAUGAAGGUUUUGAAAGAUUAUCUGCGUUAAGCAAGUUGGAGGUGCUUCACUUGGAGAAUAAUAAUUUCAAUGACAGCAUUCUUUCAUCCUUGAGUGGAAUUGCUUCCCUCAAGGAACUAUAUUUGGGGAACAACAAUUUGAAUGGAUCAAUCCCCAUCCAAGGUUUUGAAAGAUUCUCUUUGUUGAGCAAGUUGGAGGUGCUUCACUUGGAUGAUAAUAAUUUCAAUCAUAGCAUUCUGCAAUCCUUAAGUGGUAUUGCAUCGCUUAAGGAACUAGAUUUGAGUUACAACAAUUUGAAUGGAUCAAUCCAUAUCAAAGAGUUGAGCAAACUAAACAACCUUGAGCAGUUGAACUUGGAUGGUUCGUCAUUUGAUAAAAGUCUUUUUCAUAAAAUUGGAGUUAUGACUUCUCUUAAUGUAUUGACAAUGUCAUACUGUGGACUGAAUGGCACCUUACCUAACCAAGGCUGGUGUGAACUUAAGAAACUUCAAGAGAUAGACCUCAGCGGCAAUAAUUUUGAAGGGAGACUACCUUCAUGUAUGGCGAACUUGACAUCACUCCGGGUAUUGGAUCUCUCUAACAAUCACUUCAAUGGGAACAUUGUCCAGUCUCCACUAUCAAGUUUGACAUCACUUGAGUACCUUUCUUUCUCAGAUAACAACUUCGCGAUCCCAUCCAUGUUGUCCCUCCUUUCCAACCUCUCAAAUCUUAAGAUCCUAUUAAGUGAUAACAAUAUAUUAGCUUUGGAACCUGACUCCCUUACUUGGACUCCAACCUUCCAAUUAAAGGUUUUCAGUUUGUCAAAUUGUUCAUCUAACAUUCACAAUAGGACACUUCCCAAACUUCUUCAUUACCAAUAUGAUUUGCGAGUUAUUGUUCUCUCUCACAACAAGUUGGUUGGGCAGUUCCCUAACUAUUUGUUAGAGAACAAGACAAGAUUGGUGAUUUUUAUUGUAAAUAAUAACUCUUUCACGGGGCCUUUUAUGGUGCCAUAUGAUAUUCGUCCCAACAUGUUGCGCAUAGAUAUUUCUAAUAAUUACUUACAUGGUCCAAUUCCCACAAAUCUCGGUUUAAUUUUUCCAAAUUUAGAAUCUUUAAAACUGUCAGGAAAUGAAUUUGAAGGCCAUAUUCCUUCUUCUUUUGGGAAUUUGGUUUUCUUACGGAGUCUAGACUUGUCUGAGAAUCAUUUCUCAGGAACCAUACCAAUGCAUUUCCUAAUGGGUUGCUACAAUUUAGAAUUACUCAUAUUAUCAAGCAAUAGCUUUAGUGGCCAAAUAUUUCCUGCCAAUUCUAAUUGGACUAAUCUAAGAAAUUUACAUUUGGACAACAAUCACUUCUCAGGCACGCUUCCAACAUGGAUAGGGAAUGUGACAUCUUUAGAAGAUAUUGUUAUGGCCAAAAAUCAUUUUGAAGGUCCUAUUCCAAUUGAGUUAUGCAAACUCGUUGAUCUUGCAUUUCUUGACCUUUCUGACAACAAUCUUUUUGGCUCUGUUCCAUCUUGCUUCAAUUCCUCAAGUAUCAGUUUUUUUCAAUUAAAUAAAAAUUCCUUGAGCGGUCCAAUUCCAAGUUCUUUCCAAAACAACUCGUAUCUACUUGCACUAAAUCUUCGAGAUAACCAUCUAACUGGAAACAUUCCCAAUUGGAUUGGUAGCCUCUCAUCAUUGAGAAUUCUCCUCUUGAAAGCGAAUCAUUUAGGAGGUCAAAUUCCAAUUCAAGUAUGCCUUUUGCAGAAUUUAAACAUUUUAGAUCUUUCCUACAAUAAAUUUUCAGGUCUAAUUCCUCAUUGCUUGAGUAACAUUACUUUUGAUGCAUCUGCCCACAAAACUUCUUUAAGAGGCUUAUCUUUAGGGGUAACUUUUUCAAGGAGUUUGUCUUUAUAUUUGAACACAAAGUCAAAUAUUAUCAAAUAUCUCCCUUAUGAUCUAUCUACGUUUGACGGAUUUGUGGAUGCUGAAGAAGAAGUAGAGUUCACUACAAAAACUAGAACUUACUUCUACAAGGGUGACAUCCUCGAGUACAUGUUUGGAAUUGACCUCUCAUGCAACAACCUAGCAGGUAAAAUCCCAUUGGAACUCGGUAGGAUGAGCAGCAACAUUCGUGCAUUGAACUUAUCACACAACAAUCUAUCAGGACCAAUCCCAGUAACAUUCUCAAAUCUAAAUCAAAUAGAAAGUCUGGAUCUUUCCUACAAUAAUUUGAAUGGCAAAAUUCCACCUCAGUUGACCGAAAUGACCUUUCUAGCGGUCUUCAUUGUGGCACACAACAACUUAUCAGGAACAACACCCGACAGAAAAAAUCAAUUCAUUACUUUUGAUGAAAGCAGUUAUGAGGGGAACCCUCUCCUAUGUGGACCUCCAUUACAUAAUCGUUGCACCAAAAUGAGACCACCAUCUACAAUAUCAGUGGAUAUUAAGGGGGAAGGUGGUAGUAUCAUGGACAUGAGUGUCUUCUACAUAAGCUUUGUGGUGGCUUACAUAACCGUCCUGCUGGGAAUUGUUGUAGUUCUCUACAUAAAUCCAUACUGGUGUAAGGCGUGGUUUAACCUCAUUGAAGUGUGCAUUGACACUUGCUACUGCUUUUUUGUGGUUCAUUACCGUAAGUUGUUCAAUUUCAGUCUUGCAUAGCCUUGUAUUGCUACUAUUUUGUUGUGGUUUAUUACCGUAAGUUGUGUUUAAUUUCAGACUUGCUUAGCCUUGCAUUUUAAUGAUUACAUGUAUGUGUGUCUCUUCUUGUU
Messenger RNA from Quercus lobata, 3339 nucleotides. Its product is annotated as receptor-like protein 56. The coding region runs from base 233 to 3229 and encodes 998 amino acids. The transcript is spliced from 5 exons. The record is from RefSeq and is a predicted model, not a curated record. NCBI's taxonomy places the organism in Eukaryota, Viridiplantae, Streptophyta, Magnoliopsida, Fagales, Fagaceae. Gene Ontology annotation, molecular function: protein binding.